AUGUUCAGAUCGCAUACAAGAGGGAAGUUUCAGUUGAGCUUUGUACAGCUGUCCCAGUGCACGUCCCAGUUUCAAAAAUCAUUCGCUUUCAAUGACAAGCCAAGCUGUCUUCAUCGUCAUCCUCUUCCUAUCCGUUUUCGCUGGCUUCCUCCAUGCCUCAAUACUAUCAACCUCCGAAGGAAACGGCACAAUACCUGCAAAUCCAACUACGGAGGCCUCACUAAGGACCAAACGAAAUUGCGUUGGAAGGAAUUGUGGAUGUCGUGGUGGACAAUGUAA
Messenger RNA from Necator americanus (New World hookworm), 279 nucleotides. RefSeq lists its product as uncharacterized. Bases 1 to 279 code for a protein of 92 amino acids. The transcript is spliced from 4 exons. The record is from RefSeq and is a predicted model, not a curated record. Lineage: Eukaryota; Metazoa; Nematoda; Chromadorea; Rhabditida; Ancylostomatidae.